This is a messenger RNA of Dictyostelium purpureum, 240 nucleotides long. RefSeq lists its product as uncharacterized. Bases 1 to 240 code for a protein of 79 amino acids. The transcript has a single exon. Lineage: Eukaryota; Evosea; Eumycetozoa; Dictyosteliales; Dictyosteliaceae. The record is from RefSeq and is a predicted model, not a curated record.
AUGUGUGCAAGUGCUGAUGAAUCAAUUGAACAUUUAGAAGGUGGAUGUACAGGUAUGAAUAAAUUCGGUAGAAUCACUCGUCAUGACAUGGUUGUUACUGAAAUCAUAAAAUCACUUAUUAAACGUUAUGAAAUCCCCCACAUCACAAACUUCAAGGCACCCAUCUUCUCAAACUCUUUAAAGGAAAACAAUCAAACCAUCAUCAAUGUUGAAAUAAAAAAGGUUUUGUUUUUCAAAUAA